CGCUCUCACUGUCACUGGAUAACUCUACUGAUAUUGUGAGUGUAUUAUUGUAAAUUUUGCGUUUAAGCGACGAAAUUGGUAUAUAUUACAUCAUUAUUUUGAACGUUUACAAAAUACAGUAAGUAAACCAUUUAUUUUAUCGUUUCUUGUGUUUUAAAGAGUCGCUUGUAGUGCAUUUUUGCUCCUUGAUUUCUUGAAUAUUAGAAUUGCAGACCGAAUAAGGAAUGCACGUUGGUAUGGCGCCACCUGUGUACGUUUUUCAACUUACUACUUUUGUGUUGACACUAUACUCUGAAUAUAAUGCGCUGUACUGUACUGUAAUAAUGUUUCUAAUUUGAAAAAUGGCGUUUAUUUGUACUGUAGAAUGCGUACUUUCGUUUUUAGUAUAUAAUUUCCGCUGUGGCCUGUGGAGGCUCCGCUACCCGAGCGCUCCUUCUUUAAAACGGGCAACGCGGCGACGACAACGGCCAAAACAAACUCCUUCAAAUAAAAGGUAGUAAAGAUAAUUCGUCGUAUAUUAUCAAUCGUAUGAAUUUAGUACAUUCUUAGAAGUUCAAGACAUGAAUUUUAUGGUUGGGAAGAGUUCUGCUAAACCCUGUUUGAAGUUGCACUUAUUGUGGUUUGGAAUGCAGCCGUUGUAUCAAUUAAGUAAGGCGUGAAAAUCUGUGAUUUGGCGUCGUAAACAGAGCGAGGACAAUGUCAACAUUAUUCAUAAAUUGUAAUUACUCAAUUCUUUUCAAUAAUUUGUUGUAUUGGUAGUCGUUGCCGUCCUAAAAUCGUAAGGUCUCUACUUUGUUAAACUGACCCGACGGGCCUCGAAGUAGAGAAAAAUAUGGCCUGCCAGUCUUAAAAUUUUUCGGCGGGUAAAUUUAGCCUGCCAUUUUUUUUUCAUUUCAAAAGUGAAGCCGGAAGUCACCGGCCGCCACCCGAUUCUGGGGCCCCACUUUUGCAUAGAUUUGUAUUUAUACAAACGGUAGUUUUUCGCGUUUUUUGCCUUGGCUACGUUUCCGAUCGGGCCAAUUUUACAAUCACAACGAUAGAAGCAUACAAGAAGAAUUUUGAGCAAAAAAUUUGGAGUAUUAUGGCUUUAUAACGUCGCGAAACGGGAUUUAUAUGUUUUGCUACUUUCAUACAAAAUAAACUCAAAAUAUACAAGAAUUAUUGUUACUGGACGAAUAUUCUCACGAAAUUUGAAGAAAUGAAGCAGCUACAUUGUGAACGAAAGCGUACAGAGGUUAGACUUUGUUUAUCAACACAAGCUCGUUUGCUACUUUCAUACGAAAUCACUUAAAAUAUACAAGAAUUACUGUUUACUGGACGAAUAUUCUCAGGAAACUUGAAGAAAUGAAGCAGCUACAUUGUGAACGAAAGCGUACUGAGGUUAGUUUUAAAAUACCUUGAGGCUACUUUUAUAAUUAUGCGAAUUUAAUAAGGAACAGUUUUAAAUGUCAAUUUUGUCAAAAGCAUUCCUAGGCGACUUGUCGAGAAGUUUUAUAUGUUUUAAAGUAGGAAGACAAGUGACAAUGAAAUAUUUUUAAUCCAAAUUAUAAACAACGACUCAAUAUGUUAUUUUAAUUCAUAUAAUUAUGGAAGUAGCCUCAAGGUAUUUUAAAACUAACCUCUGUACGCUUUCGUUCACAAUGUAGCUGCUUCAUUUCUUCAAAUUUCGUGAGAAUAUUCGUCCAGUAACAAUAAUUAUUGUAUAUUUUGAGUUUAUUUUGUAUGAAAGUAGCAAAACGAGCUCGUGUUGAUAAACAAAGUCUGAGGCUCUCCACUCCUUCAGAGUUGUAAAUCCCGUUUCGCGACGUUAUAAAGCCAUAAUACUCCAAAUUUUUUGCUCAAAAUUCUUCUUGUAUGCUUCUAUCGUUGUGAUUGUAAAAUUGGCCCGAUCGGAAACGUAGCCAGGGCAAAAAACGCGAAAAACUACCGUCUGUAAUACAAAUCUAUACAAAAGUGGGGGCCCAGAAUCGGGUGGCGGCCGGUGACUUCCGGCUUCACUUUUGUAUACUAUAGAUGCGUUAUCCAGUCUUAUUUCAGAUCAAUGCUCAAGACUCAAAUGAGUCGUAUUGUACUAAAAAUCAAUGUUUUCAUGAUAUAUAUUGCAUUUUUAUUGUUUUUAGACUAUUUUACUACAGUAAACUUGGAAUUUACAUUUUAAAUAUAAAUGUAUUUUAUAGUCUACUAAAUGAUUUAAUAUACUUUAAUUACCUCUGACUAUAAGCCCCCCCCCCCUGAAUAUAAGCCCCCGAAUAUAAGCCCACCACAUAUACUAACGCUAGCGCUCACAGUCCUUAUUCCAAAUAUAAGCCCCUCUCCUCCCGAAUAUAAGCCCCCCUCCAAAUAUAAGUCCCCCUAAUAUAAGCCCACAGGCCACUACGAUAUUCAACAUUGAUCAACUUAACAUUGACAUAAUUGUCUGUUAAUAUAAAUUACCAGAGAAUGAUAUUUAAAAACAUUGUCAUUAAUGUCUUUACAGCUUACUAUAUAAGUUAAUCACAGCAUGUGAAAAGGAAUAUAUGUUCUAAAAUAUAUUUUUGGACAUUGGCAGACUGCUAUUUAGAGCCCUGCAUGCGCUGUGUGCAUGGUUAAAGGCACAGUUCAGCCUUUUGAAUGAUGGUUUUUAAGGUGCAUUUCAGCCCUUUUAAUUAAAAAAACUAACUAGGAAAAUCAAUUAAGCAUAAUUCAAAAUCAGUAAACUUGAUGUUUUUAACAAUGCAAAUGUUUUAAAAUGUUAAAAACAUUAAGUGUUGUGAUCGCGAUCUUCAAUUUAAUGCUUAAUUGAUUUUCCUAGUUUGUUUUUUCAAUUAAAAGAGCUGAAAUGCGCCUUAAAAACCAUUGUUCAACAGGCUGAACUGCAUGUGCCUUUAAUACAAUAAAUUGUGGAAUAUAUGGUGGCUGAUAAGGGCCAUGCACCUCUACUGCACAGAAAUAUAUGUGACGCAGUGUUGCAAAGAAAUGUGACUGUGUUGCAUGGAAUUGCGAGUUUUUCCAUGGAAAUUGACAAUGUCCAUACAAAUGAUCAGUGCAUGGUGCCCAAAUUACUUUGAAUUUGUACUCGAGUAAAAGUAGAAGUAUAAUUAACAAUAAACGACUUGAGUAAGAGUAAAAAGUACUGGAGUACGUACUACAAAAUGUCCUUAAGUAAAAAGUGCAAAGUAUUAUGGGGGGGGGGGGUCCUCUCCAAUGGAUUGUCACAUACAAAAGACACACCUUGUUGAAGAUAUUAUGAAAUUCAAUUAAAUAAAUAUAAUGCUUAACCAUGAAUGAGAGAUCCCAGAUGCAAGUAGAGGUCCUAAUUACUGUACCUACAGUAUCGCAAAAUCAGGGCAUUUUUUAACUAUAUAACUACUGGAGCAUUUACUCCACUGUAGGCCUUUAAUUUGUUUGCCCCAGUAGUGCGUGAAACAAAAUUUUCAGAUGAACUGGGCCCUUUUGAUCAUAGUGAAAAGUCAACCUUGUUGAACAAGCUGCAUCUGCUUAUGAGAAUCUCAUAUGCCCUCUCCGCACAUUCUUGACAUUCCAUCUGAACGUCAAGGGUGGUGCUAAACAGGUGGGUGGUGGAUGGCUCAGUGGGUGUAAUUGGCACACACCCAGUCGUCUAAGCCCAAUCUUGUAAGGGUCAGUAAUGUAUGGCAGGAUUUUACUGUCAGGUCAUAUAUAACAUUUGUUAAUAACAUAAGAUGCCUUUAUAGCAUGUCUUGAUCACAACCAAAUUCAAACAUGGACACUCUGCAAGUACAAUGGGUGUAAUUAACAAGCCACUUAAAAUACCUUGAUCGUAGCAGCUCUGCAACUCCAUCUACGCUGAGGCUCGUAAUAGCUAGGCGAUCUGUUUGAAUUCUGUUGGACUUCAGAGAGCUAUAUAGAUCAGAUCUUUCGUAAUUACUGCUGAGAACUUGAGAGAUUAUCAAACUCUUAAAGCAUUUAAACAUAUACUUAUAGCAUCUGCUGACUAUUUAUAAUCUAUUUUAUUAUCUAGUUUAAGCAAUGAGCUAUGUCACAUAUACGACCGAACCUCCCACAACGUAAGUAAUUUGCAAGUACUGUUCACUAUCAAAUUAUAAAUACAGUGAUAUACUUAUAAUAAAAUAAAGAGCUAAAUUUUUCUGUUUAUUUUCAGUGUUGAGUGUGAUCUGGAUACAACUUAUUAUCCUCACCUCCUCUUGAUACCUGCUGUAAGUUAUUAGCCCCGCCCUUGAGAUUUCUAAGCGUCACUUUUUUUUUUCAUCAGUCUGUCAAUUUGAGUUUCAAUAUUGUGCGAGCCAGGGUGGGAGCCAUGUGCCAGAGUGCGAGCCACACGCCACUCUGUCAGUGCGAGCCACAUGCCAGAGUGCGAGCCAAGGUGCAAACCAUGCACCAGGGUGCGAGCCAUGUGCUAGAGUGCGAGCCCAAGGUGUGAACCAUGCACCAGAGUGCGAGCCAGGGUGCGAGCCAUGCGCCAGAGUGCAAGCCAUGCGAGCCACACGCCAGAGUGCGAGCCAAGGUGUGAACCAUGCGGCAGAGUGCGAGCCAUGCGUCAGAGUGUGAGCCAUUAGGUGCGAACCGUGGUCCAUGCACCAGAGUGCGAGCCAUUUAAGGUGCGAACCAUGCGCCAGAGUGCGAGCCAUAAGGUGCGAACCAUGCGCCAGAGUGCGAGCCAUUAGGUGCGAACCAUGCGCCAGAGUGCGAGCCAUUUAAGGUGCGAACCAUGCGCCAGAGUGCGAGCCAUGCGAAUCUAUAAUUAUUUAAAAUGUUUAAUGAGUGAAAUAUGUAAAGACUGUAUAUUAGUAAAAUAAUAGACAAAAUUCAGAAACAAAAUAUAAAUAUAAUCAAGAACCCAAUUUCAAUUACAGGAAUUUUAGGUGUUUUAAGAUCUAAUGGACAACGUACCUGCAUGUUAGACCAAAUUUUAACCUAAGGAAAGAGAUUAGGGAAUCAAAUACCAUUAAAGCUAAAAGGAACAUAAUGAAAUUAGCAAAAUCGCAAAAUUCGGCCGCAAAAUGUUGCAAACCCUGGUAAACACAGUCCUGCAAUUAGUUUGCAAACCUUGCAUAUGUUUGUAUUACGUGCGGAAAUUGUUAGCAUUUUCGGCAAAUACAAUAUUGUAACAGUAUUAUACAAAACAUGCAUGCAAACCCCGCAAGGCUACACCUUCCGUAUUCUACAACAUUUCGCACUAACCAAACUUUGUAUUUUCACCAGCUUAACAAGUUCUUUAUGGAAAGUUACUUUUUCACCAAGAUCAAAAAUCAGUCAAACACACAAGUUGUUUAUUGCAUGUGUGCUGGAGAUAAGAUGUACUGAGACUGAGUACCAUUUGGUCACCCUUACAAAGAUUUCCUAUAGGAAUUCCUAUAGGAAAAAUUCCUAUAAGAAUUUGGGACAAAAUUCCUAUAGGAAUUUUUCCUAUAGGAAAAAUUCCUAUAGGAAUUUUGUCCCAAAUUCUUAUAGGAAUUUUUCCUAUAGGAAUUUUUCCUAUAGGAAUUCCUAUAGGAAAAAUUCCUAUAGGAAUUUUGUCCCAAAUUCUUAUAGGAAUUUUUCCUAUAGGAAUAUUUCCUAUAGGAAUUUUAUAGGAAAAAUUCCUAUAGGAAUUUUUUCUACAGAAAUUCCUAUAAGAAUUUAAUAGGAAGAAUUCCUAUAAGAAUUCUCAAGUCUAGUCCCAAAUUAUUAUAGGAAUCUCCUAUAAGAAAAUAAUUUAUUCUAAUUUCCUAUAAGAUUUUUGGUAUUCCUGCAGAAAUUCUAGAAUCUAGAUGAAAUAAUAGUAAAUGACAGACAAUGUUGUUCAUCACUCUUAAUUUUUUAGUGCAAAAAAUAGAUAUAAAUAUUAAUAAAUACUAAUUAAUAUUGCAAAUAUAAAAAUUAAUAUGAGAAAUUGGUUAUACUAAACAUUACAAAUCAAUUAUAGUUUUCACCUAUUGUGCCAAAUUAAUCGUUCUACCUCAAUGCAAUGCCAUAUCUAACUAUUUUACUUUGUCUAAUGCCAGACUAUUUUACUCUGUCUAACUCCAGAUAAUUGUACUUGAAUGUCAAGGGGAAAUGCUGGCUCCGAAUGGGUUAACUAGCCUAUAUUCCUAUAUAUGUGUCUAGUUAACCCAUUGAAUCACAUUGCACCCUGAUGCGCCCUACUUUAUUAUUUUACUAUAGUUUACUCUGUCUAACGCCAGACGGUUUUACUCGUCAGAGCGCUGGCACUUAAUCGGCUAAACCAUAGGUAAUAACCAUAAUUGACAUUUAAAGUUAAGUUUAAAACUGGCCUCAAAACAUAGUCCUCAAAUAAGUUCUUGUUCUUGUUUGCUUUUCUGUACUUUGCAACACUUUCCCAUGUUGUUUAUAUUUGUCCUCAUAUGUUGACGAACCUCUGAGGCCUUACAUCCAUACUUUGUUGAUAGCUGUAAAAAGACAAAUACAUUUAUUUUAUGUAUACCAUUCCAAUGUGUUUUGUUAACCCAUUAAAUAUGCCCAAAUGCACCCAAUUUAUUAUUUUACUCUAAGUGGAGAGUCUAGCACUUUAAUAGAAUAAACACAGUAAAAUAACAAAGUACUAAAAGUAGGGCACAUUGCUUCUAAAUAUGCCACACAGCAGCUUUUGCAGUUAAUUAUUAACCUUUCAAUGACCAACAUUCACUUUGAUGAGUAAAAUCAUCUGAUAAAUAUCAAAGUACUGAAAGUGGGGAUUGAGUGUUAGGGUGAAUUGCAUCUAAAUGUGCUAACGCCAAAUAAUGCAAAAUAGUCUGGUAUUAACAGGGCAAAAUAUUGAGCUUUGAAAUAGAGCGCAUUAGUGUGAAUUUGUGAAUUGGGUCUUAAUGAGUUUACACAAAACACAGGGAGACAGCAAGGUAACCUAUCAAAGUUGUCCACUCUCUUUCAAGUAAAAUGAUCUGGUGUUAGACAAGGUAAAAUAAAAAAGUACUGAAAGUUGAGCACAUUCAUCUUAACAAGUUAGCAUGAAAUGUAAGCUAGCAGAGAGUCUGGUUAAUUUGAAUACCAUCACAUAGUUAUGUUUAAUUAAUAGAAAAACAUUGGAUAAUUUUCCUGGCAUUACACUAAAGCAUGUCUAAAGGCUAACAGAUUUUAAUACAUUGACUGGUGCAAGACCUCUCAAAAUGAAAAUUGUUUAAUUUAAACAAAACAUAUGAAUAAAUACUGCUGCUGAUUUGAGCAAGUAGUUAAAUUUUCUAUAGGCAUGCAUUAAAUAUGGCUGACAAUUUACAAUUAAUCUGGCAUAUACAGUUGGCACUUGGGAUAUACAAAUAUAUUAAUAAACAUGGAUAAGUCUGAUUCAAAUAUAAAACUUUUAUAGUAGCAUUUGUUGAAGUAUAAAUGCUAUAAAUAUAUUUAUAUCAGCAUUCUAAUUCCGUUUAUAUUGUCGCGGCAAAUUCAAAUUUUAUCGAACCACAUGCUCGAAUUUCACAAAUGAAGAUUGGAGGUAUUUCCUUUAUAAUUUGCUUUAUUAUAAAUAAAAUAUAAACUUAUUCUUACCUGAACAUUAUGCAAACAUCCCUGAUGUAUUACUAGUGAAAAUCCAGUUGAAUCCCAUCAAAAAUAGUUCUAUUUUGCACAUAAACCAUUGACAAACACUGACUUGAAAAAUAUCGGAGGUGUGAUGAUCUAUCCCUUGAUGCUUUGCGCGCGUGGCAAGAAAACUAGACACCAGUCUGUCAGUCGCGCACAUUGCGGUAAUUUUCAUUUAAUCUUAGAAAAUAAAUAGUCCCAGUAUUAAAUUCUCUAUUAAUAAAUGUCUAUGAGUAAAAUACGAUAUAGGAAUAGUGUAGUUGUAUAAGAAAUUAAAAUUCCUAUAAGAAUUCUUAUAGGAUAUGAUAAUGGUGAAAAAAUUCGUAUAAGAAAUAAAAAUUCCUGUAGGAAGGAGUAAUUUCGUAAAUUAUAUUUAUCUGUAUAAUUUUUUAUAUAAGUAAAGUUCUUAUACCCAUGCAUGAUCAGGCCAUAGUGGUAUAGGCUAUGAAUUUUUCCCACCAUUUUCCAAUCCUAUAAGAAUUCCAAAAGGAAUUUUUAUUUCCUAUAGUAUUUGUUUUUCACCAUUUUCAAAUCCUAUAGGAAUUUUCAUUUCCUAUAGGAAUUCCUAUAGCCAUUUUCCAAUCCUAUAGGAAUUCCUAUAGGAAUAUUUUUUCCUAUAGGAACUUUUUCACCAUUUUCAAUUCCUAUAGGAAUUCCUAUAGGAAUUUUAAAUGCCUAUAGGAAUUCCUAUAAGAAAUUUUAAUUCCUAUAGGAAUUCCUAUAGGAAUUUUCAAUGCCUAUAGGAAUUCCUAUAGGAAAUUUCAAUUCCUAUAGGAAAUUUCAAUUCUUAUAGGAAUUCCUAUAGGAAUAUUUUUUACCAUUUUCAAUUCCUAUAGGUAUUCCUAUAGGAAUUUUCAAUUCAUAUAGGAAUUCCUAUAGGAAUUUUCAAUUCCUAUAGGAAUUCCUAUAGGAAUUUUGAUUUCCUAUAGGAAUUCCUAUAGGAAAUUUAUUAAGACCAAUUUCUUAUAUUUAUUUAUCGCACAUGGCUCGCAUACAUCACAUGGCUCGCACCGAUCUGUGGUGGCUCACAACAUCGGCAUGGCUCACUGGCUCGCACUUUGGUAAAAAACAUGUUGUCUAAUAUUUACCAUUAUUAAUGGUAGUUUUCUGGUAAAAUAUUAAAUAAAUUAUUGUAUUUUAUUAAAAAUGGCUUUUCAAAAUUCACUAUUCUGAUUGAUUGACAAGUGGGCCGUAGAAACCCAUUUCUGGAAUGUGGUCCGUAUUUUCCGUAUCUGGACCGGUGUCCCGGAUGUAUUGUUUACCUGGCGGAAAAUUUUUGCUUUGCUGAAACAGAAAAAAUUCCAAUUGUGUGUCAUUAAAAUUUCAACAGAUAAAAAUUUCAAACAACAAAAUUGUUUUUGAUUGAGCAUGCAAUUACCAUAUAUUGUUACCUAGGAAACAGUGGCAAUAAUUAAUUAGCCGAUUUAAUUUGCGCAAUUAAAUUGCUCACAGACUCAGUUCAGCCAUAUAAUAAACCAAUUACUGACCUUGCUUGUUCAGUCUGUACUGUGAAAUAUCAGACCUCCGUUUUUUGCAUCUCCUUCGUUGCUCGGUCCAUUCUAAAAACCUCGGACUGAUAUUUCACAGUACAGACCUCACGCUCAGUCAAUAAGCCGUUAGUAUAUGUUGCAUUGCAUGCGCUUGUAUGUAAUUUAUACCGUAACUAAAUAAAUGGACGAUCUAUUUCAGGGGAUAAUUAUCACCAUAUUGUCAUUUUUACAACAAAGAAGAAGUUUUAAGAAAGAAGUUUGCGGAGGUCGGCCUGGACUUGUUGUGUGAGUAUAUAGUCAGACCUGUCAAGUUUUGAAAAAUUUUAUGCAGGAAGGUAAUUUCCUUAGGUUAGUGGCCACGAGGUGCAACCAUAGUUGGCGUGCCCUGAGUGCAUGGGGGAAAUUUUGAAAUUUGAGUUCCCCAGAUCGCCAGAAAUUAGCCUUUCCAAGGUUUCACAAACCUUAUGUGUUCAUGCUAUAAACAGAUGAAAUGUUAAUUAGCAUCGCUUCUCUUACCCAAACUGCAAAAAAUAGCGCUCCUCAGGCUCAGGAGUCUCCCAGCUUUUUGUCGCUUUUUGAUAACGGAAUGAGAUACACAUUUUCAAGACUUCUGGAUGCUGUCGUUGGCAAAUAGAAUGCAUUGGGCAUAAAUGUGCAAAUGAAAAGAAAUGCAUGGGAGUAAUUGCCCCACAAAGCAACCAGAAAGCGAACAAAAAUGUGGGAAUUUCACGAUAAUUGCGGGAAACUUGGAAGGUCCGUAUUAUAAUAUAAAGUUAAUAUAAACAUUCCUGUGACAUUUGUCAGUGUCUUUCCAUUCUUCUGAGUUCAGUUUUUUAGACAUGCAGUUUAAUAAUCCAUUAAUGAGCAAUCGACCGCACAAAACUCUCCAAUUGAAGAGUAAAAUCAUCCAGCAUUUGGCAGUAAAAUAAUAAAGUGGGGUAUAUUGCUGCAUAAUAAGAGUUAAUGCAUUAAUUAUGAGGAGCAUAAUGUUAAUUGUCUGUAGCUAUAGAUAGAGUAAAAUAAUAAAGUAGCUAGGGCGCAUUAAUUGGAGGCAAUUAAUGCAACCCAAUGACGCGUGUUAACUUAAGACACCAAGAUGAGGUGGGUAACCAAUAACUGGAACUAAACAAUGUUUUUGUGAACACCAAUAGACCACUUGCAUGUUAGACAAAUUUUUGAUCUUGGCAAAAAAAAAGUAAAUUCCCGUAAAGAACUAAUAUUAAAAUUAGUAAAAUUGCAAAAUUUGGUUACGAAAUGUUGUUAAAUAUGGAAAAUAUAGCCUUGCAAAGUUUGCAUAGUUUGUUUGUUUGUGUUACGAACGGAAGUUGUUACCAUUUUUGAGCCAAAAAUAUCUAACGCCAGACCAAUAUCUUGCUCUAAUGCCAAAUAAUUUUACUCAUCAAGGACAAGAGUGUUGUGCUCAAUGAGUUAAUUAAAUUGCAUCCUGUGCAUGCAGGCCUAUAGAUUUCCUUGGCAUGGAUCAUGACCGCCUGGCCAUCGUGUGUGUAUUUGGAGCUGCUACUGCAUCAAUCCUGUUUCUGAUCCUUCAAAGCAUUUCAGGAUAUAGCAAUGCUUGGGGAAAAGGUAGGAAUGAGUUUUUUAUUUAUUAUCCAAUUUCUAACCAUUGGUUAACAGAUGUGUUAUAGCUAAUCGUUUUCAUGCGCGGCAGAUGUGGUAUAGAUGUGUGUUUACAUUCUGGGGUUUAUACCAGGCUUUUAGCCAGAACGGCGUCCUGGGACGCCCCUAGAACCAAAAAUGGACGCCUUUGGACGCCCAAAUUCUGGGGAAAAGGGAAAUUAUUUUCAAAGAUUUCCCUAAGGCUGGGAUUACACUAUACCGGAUUGAUUUUCAUACCGGAUCAAUUUUCACACCGAAGCCAAAAUCAAGGGUGUUUACACUAUGCCGCUUCGCUCUGUUUCCAGCUCGUAUCUUUUAUCGUUGCCACGGAAACAUAUAAUAAGUUUUGACUAUUUUGGACGUUUUCUCGACAGUACUUGUGAAUUAUAACUUUGUUUACAAGGCUUGACCGCCCGACGUUGCUUUGUCUCGCUCUUAUCGAAAAUUAACGAGUAUUUCAUUAAAAUUUUGCCCUCAGUUUGAAAGCAAGAAGUCAGUGUUAUUACCGCUAUCUUUAUUUGUCUUCGCUAGAAAUAAUAAAUAAUUGUAAAGCGAAGCAAACAACAGCUAUAAAAUAUUUAAAAGCGAGUAAAUAAAACGACAAUGUUAAAAUAUACUUGCCGAAACCUAUUUAUAGUACCGGAGCGUACCGGUGUCACAGGAAAUUUGGCCCCCCCGAAAAUUUGGCCCCCCCGGGCCAAAUUUCCUAGGAAAUUUGGCCCCCCCGGGCCAUAUUUCCUAGGAAAUAUGGCCCCCUCUUCGGAAAUUUGGCCCCCCCUUAAAAAAUAUAGUUUGUUUCAGAUCUUUAGGCUCGGAAAUCGUUAGGCCUCUACUAAAACAAAUUUCUAGAAAUUUUUCUCAACAUUUAUAGUCAGUUUGCGUAAUUUUUUGUGUCAAAAUUCUCUAUUGAAUUGCAAUACUGACGAGAAUCUAGGCCAAGAGCUAAAGUUUAGCGUACUUUUCGCGUUUGGUUUUGACCAGCUUCAUAGAAGAUAACGUUAAUAAGGCAUGUGAACAACAUAAUAACAACGUUAACAUUAAAGCAAUACUUUUUCUUGUAAACAAACGAAGAAAAACACUAAAAUCGCAAGUAUUUGUGUUGCUUGACUGAAAUGUAGCAUACGCUAAUUAUGGAACGGCUACAGUAAUUUCAUCUCGGCAAGGGGACGAAAUAUUCCAUAUGAACGUACGGAAAUAUUCGUCUCGGUAGGCAAGACCUCUCGGUAAGUGGGACAUAUGAACAGCUCCUAAAUAAUGGCUGUAUCAUUAAGCUAUUGAAACGGAACGUCAUUUAAACUUUUGUGCUUUUGUGUGUGCGGAAUAUUUUUGUGAGCGAUGAAGCAUACAGAAUGCUUCUGUAAUGCAUCCCAACCAUACGAGCAAUUAUAUAUACUGUGUAUAUGAAAGAAAAAAACCCAUAGGAAAAUGUUUUUUUACGAAGUAACCACUCAUUUGAUUCUGUUUUUCGAACAAACGUUUUCACUUAAAAGUCUACUUUUACCGCUAAUUACUCCCUGUUAUUUAUUAGACGCGUGCAUAUUAACAUAUUCGCCAACGCAUGAUGUCAUCGUUUGCUAAAGUGCGGUUGUUAUUCUGACUAAUUUUAUACUAUGUGACUGAAUUUAUAGAUCUAAAUAACUCGUAAUAUCUUAGAAAUUCUUAUCUCUAAAAUCGUUUUGUGUUCUUAGUUACAGUUAAGCCAUCGUGCAUUAACGUUGUCCUCUACAGAUACCCAUGUGUGAUGCGUCUGGCAUGACUGCACUAACACAUAUUAUGCUUUCCUUCAAACUUUUAGCUCUUGGCCGCAAUGAAGAAUUUCGACACAAAUAAAUUAUGCAAACUAACUAUAAAUACUGACAAACAUUUUUAGGAUCUUUGUUUAAGAAGAAACUUCACGAUUUCCGAGCUUAUAGCGACAAAGUAAACUAUGUUUUCGAGGGGGCCAAAUUUCCGAAGGGGAGGCCAUAUUUCCUAGGAAAUAUGGCCCCCAGGGGGGCCAAAUUUCCUAGGAAAUUUGGCCCGGGGGGGCCAAAUUUUUGGGGGGCCAAAUUUCCUGGGACACUGGAUUGCCUGAUUACACUUGGUUUUAUCCGAAUAUCCGGUACAGCACGUACCGGAUUACUUUUCAUAUCACCUCCAAAGCGAAGUGAUUUUCGCGCCGCGGCACGUACCGGAUUACAGUGGCGUAGUGUAAACAAGAGGCCAAUCCGGUACAGAAAUCGCGUCGCUUCGAUGCAAUCCGGUAUAGUGUAAUCGGGGCCUAAGUGUCCUAAGUAUAUUUAACAAAUAUAAAACAUUUUCCGUGUUGAUAUACAGCUGUUAUAUCAACACGAGUAGAAAUUGGGAAAACGAGAAAUUGUGUGGAAACACGACGCCCGAACAUUGAACUAUAAAUAAACUGGAAGGCUAAGCCCGAACGACGGAGUGUUUUCACACAAUUUCGAGUUUUCCCAAUUUCCACGAGUGUUUUAUAAUAUAGCGCAAAGAAACAUAAAGAAAGAAAUUUCCCAAUUGUUUUAUAAUAUAGCACAAAGAAACAUAAAGAAAGAAAUUUCCCGACCUUUCCGUGUUGACAUUGAGUUAUAUCAACACGGCUCUUAGCCAAUCAGCGUUCAGAAUUUACAAAUGCUAUAUUAUAAUAAUAUAUCUGAAACGAAAUAGCUUCAAUUUUCAUUACUACUAUACAUUUGACAUUUUGAUCAAUUUGAUGGAGUACCUGGCCGAAUGAAAAUGUCGUAGUUUAAAUAAGUAAAGAAGCAUAGCGGCAAAAACUCAUAAAGCCAAGUGUGUUCGAAAAAUUUCGAACGAGCUUGGAACAGAUACCUACACGAAGUAACGUAAACUUUUAAAGGUUUUCCAAGAAACGUUUUCUCAAACCCUCUCCCAUUUACUGUAGAUGUAUCGUUAUAUCAAAAUUGGACGCCCUCUUUCAGGACCCUGGCUAAAAGCCUGGUUUAUACAGUGUCUCAAUGAAGGAGGAUCCUAAAAAGCAUGACUCAUAUUUUACAUAACUGUACAUGACUUUGGAGUUUCUGCUCACUGAACCGCAUCUACACAUUUAGUAUGUCCAUUGAUUGACGUAUCAUAUGGUUAGGCGUUGUCUUCGAAACUAACUUAUUUGCUUAGAAAUGCGUGGCUAGUAUAUUUACUAACUCAUGCAUGGCUUAAACUAGAUGUUCAAUCUACAGGAAAAUUAUUUCAUUUAUAUACAGUAUAAUGAAUAUAACUUUACAAUACUUCAUAAUUGUCUUCCAUAUGUAUAUGUGAGACUUUUGCACGUUUUAUCUCAUGCAAUUCUUGUUUGACCAUGCAUGUACACUUUAUUCGAGGUUAAGUUUAUCUGCCAGCAUUUCUCAUUGGAACCUGAAAAAAAAUAUCCAGUUAUCAUGUAGCAAUUCAUAUGGGAACCUGUCUCGGAAUUACUUUUUAAAAAUUCUAUUAACCGAUUGACUUCCUUUGACAAGUAAAAUCAUCUGGCGUUAGACAGUAAAAUAAUGAAGUAGGGCGCAUUAGGGCGCAAUGCAACUCAAUGGGUUGAUCUUUCUUCUAUAGCAUUCCUUAUCAUUGGAACCUGUAUUGAAAUUGCUUUCCUCUAUUAUCCCUACUUUGGAUGUUUGACGUCACAUCACAGAAUAAUUGGCGCUUUGAUGGGACUUCCAUAUGCAGUAGUCUGGUAAGUAGGAAUGAACUCGUGCUGUAAUAAGAAUCUUCCUUAACGAGCGGACAUUAGAAAAGUGAUGAGAUGGAAAAAAGUGUGUGUGUGUGGGGGUGGAAGCGAGUUGCCAGGUACCCUGGCCUGGGACUUCCGCUUUCCCGAGACAAAUUACACUUGUGUUUAUAAGAGAGGGUUGUAGUUUUGUUCAACCUACUUUUCACUCAAGUGCUCCGAACUUAUUUCCGAAGUGCGUUAAUUUGUUGGAAAAUUCAAAAGUUCAUAGUUGAACAUGUAGCAUGAUUCAGGUGAGGUAUAGGACGUCUGCUGCAUGUGUGUGUUUGUAGAAUGCAAACACAUACAGUAGUUCCAGCUCGCUGAUUACACUGGGAAUUUUUUCAAAAUCCUUACUCUGGAAAUAGUACUAUGUACUAUGGAAAUUGAAUAAUUCCAUAGUAUGGAUUUCGCUAUUUUUUCCAGUGUUAGACUAAUACGUUUUAGAAAAAUAUGUUUUGUUUACUGUACCUCAAAAACUAAGUAUACCUCGAGUCUCAGGUUUCAACCAGCUCAAGUAUGGGGGCAAUGAUCGAGUACCAGUAAAGUGCAAAUAAGAAUCUCCGCAUUCUGCAUAUUGCCAUAUAGCAAAUGAUUAGAAUGCUUAUUAUUAAAAUUGUUUUACCUUAUUGUAGCUUUAUUCUGUACUUGACUGGAGCUUUUCAAAAGUGUAAUGUAAGUUUAUUUGAACAUAAAAUCUAUAUUACAUGAAUGAUGAAGUGGCUCUGUUAAAAGUACCCUCUACUAACGAAACAGUUGAGCGAAAAGCAGCCUGCUUUUAGCCCGAACUUUCGAAUGCGGAAAUAACGGUCUGCUGAACUGGAAGCCUAAUUGACAAUUGUGUACCGUGACGUACAAUUUAAACUCUUCGACACGUAUAAACCUGAAACUCGCUGGAGUUUUUAAGCCAGUAGAUAUCUACAAUGUAAAGUGACAAAGUUUCAAAAGUGAAGAUCGUGGGCAAAGACCUCGGCAGAUAGUUUGGCCUGUCUUCUCAUGGCGAGUAAAAUCGUAGAAAACCGCAGUACAUGUACCCGGAGAAAACUUGCGGAGAAGCCAUUGACUUUCCAUAUAUUUCCACGUAAGUGGAAAGGCGCUUAUUUUGGUGCCUUCGCGAUUGGCUUUAUAGCAUGUCAACAUAUAAUUACAGAAUAGGAACCAUACAGAAGGCCGACUUCUUUGCUUUGCUUACGAUUUUGGCGUAACCAUUGCAAUGCUGUCGCCAUCUCUUUAGCCAGUGCGCUUAUGAGCGGCAUUCAGCUCCGAAAAAUUAAAAAAAGGCGGACGCUCAGGCAAGUGAAUGCUUUUCACAAGCGCACUCACUAGAAAGCAGUGCUAGGAACAUGGCGAAAGCAUUUUGGAUACGAAACAUGGCGCUUCGGCAGCUGCGUUCUCUUGGCUGAGUCUCGGGCUGAGUUGACCUGUUUGUCUCUAUUCUGUGAUAUAAUCGCUUUGACUGCCUUUUUUUCCCAUUAUUAGAACUACGUGACAAGUGUAUAUGUUGUGAAUGCAUUCGUUGAGAUACCAUCGAUAUUAUGCAAUUUGUUUAUUAUGGGGAAGUUUAUACUUGUACUUUAUAAGGAAAUUAAGGAAAAUGGAACAUUCAAAGUGAAAUUCUUUUUUCAUAAUGUAAGUUAUGGUUUUUUCGACCCGAGAUUGCACAUAAGAAUGGCCAUAUCGUUCAAUAUUCAUUGCAUAGCAUCAAUAGUUUUUGUGCCUUUUUUGUUUUUCUUUGUUUUGGUGUAUUUAAAAUAUAUUGGCCUUUGCACAUGCUCAAAUUGUAAGUUUAAUCUUAAAAUGCCUUUAUCUUUGCUCGGGUUUCGUAAUACAGUCGAACCUCUAUUAAGCGGCCACCCUCGGGGAUCGGUUUUGUGGCCGCUUAAUAGAGAUGGCCGCUAAAUAGAGGUACGCAAAUAAUAGACCCAGUCCCUGGGCGUAGUCAAAUGUCUAUUUUUAAUUAUAAAUCACAGAAUAAAAUAGUGAUUUUAUCUUUAAUUUUCAGUUUUAUUUACUAUAACAUUUUUUCACAGGCAUACAUUGUGCCAACAACACGAGGCCAUCACACUAUCAUAUUUCACGCUAAACCUUUUGAACAAACAUUUAGGAACUAUAGUGGCAUAAAUUUAUUACUAGGAGACCAAUAUGCAUGGUUCUAUUACCUAUAUCUAAACCUAAAAAUCCUGCAGGCUGGCCGCUUAAUAGAGGUAAAAAUUGACAUAAAACAUCAUUUGGGACCGCUCCUUGGGUGGCCGCGGCCGCUUAAUAGAGGUGGCCGUUCAAUAGAGGGAUAGUUUGUAGUAUUUGUAUUUGUAUUACAAAAAUUUCGGGACAUGGACCUAUUCCCCAUGAACAAAAUUUUGAUCUAGACAAGUCUAGACAAAAAUUUCAUCAUAGCUUGAAAGAGCAUCACAAAAUUAGUAAUAUUCCAAAGUUUCGUUGCGAAUUGUUGUAAAAUGCGGAUAAUAUAGCCCUGUGAAGUUUGCCGUUUUUCAGUCAUUUUGUAUUACGCACGGGAAAUUUAUACCGCUUUCUGAAAGAAGGUAUCAAUUUCCCAUGCGUAAUACAAAAUGACUGAAAAACGGCAAACUUCGCAGGCCUAUAUUAUCCGCAUUUUACAACAUUUCGCAACAAAACUUCGGAAUAUUAGUUGAAGAAUUAUCAAGCCCGAAGUUUGUGUUAUCAACCAAAGCCUGAUUCUUCUUUUAAAUAAAGAGUAAUAUCACUUGAAUGGUAACCGUAUGCUUGUAUUUAGGAUGAUCAGUCAGGUGUGCAAGUGAAGUUGGUCAGACCUUGGUUAAAAGAUUACGUUAAGGACCUUAUGAAAUCAAAGUAAGAACGUGGAUAAUAGAAAUUAGUGAAAUGAAUAUAACUGGAACGCUACCUUCAACCAGAAACUUGAAGGCCAGUCCCAGUCUUCUCACGCAUGCGAAGAGCGCGGUCAAACCGUCAACAUAAACAUGUAUUUUUGAAAAUCGGUUUAAAAUUUAUAAUAAUUAUUUUUACUGUAACAGCGCUCAAAGCUUGUUAUUAAUGUAUUUAUUUAGGUAAAACUUUUUAGUAGACUUUGUAUUGUAUUCUCGCUUAACCGAUAGCAAUAUCUUUUGCCCAAGUUAUCCAUACGCGAAUUCAACAAAUAGUUUUUCUUACGCCAAGCGUCCAGGCCUUCUCCGCCAUAUUUUAGUGACAUUGGCAAGCUGCGCAACAACAAAAGAUGAGUUGAUUUGGGAAAAAGACUGUUCACACCGUCUACCUCAAGACGAUCUCUUGCCAGUGGGACAUGCAGUCUUUGAACAGAAGAGACUUUAAAACUUGGUCACUGCUAAUCAGAUAUUUUACCUCAUUUAUAGACCUCUCCGCAGAUAUUCAACAAUAGAGUUCUAUCUGAGGAAAAUUUACAAUCCCGAAAAAAGUAAGUUCUUCAGACG
Molecule: messenger RNA, 17729 nt
Organism: Paramuricea clavata
Lineage: Eukaryota; Metazoa; Cnidaria; Anthozoa; Malacalcyonacea; Plexauridae
Source: the annotation of a GenBank genome assembly